This is a messenger RNA of Nannospalax galili (Upper Galilee mountains blind mole rat), 1621 nucleotides long. It is a transcript of the gene Vamp7, whose product is annotated as vesicle associated membrane protein 7. NCBI's taxonomy places the organism in Eukaryota, Metazoa, Chordata, Mammalia, Rodentia, Spalacidae. Gene Ontology annotation, molecular function: SNARE binding; SNAP receptor activity. The transcript is spliced from 8 exons. The record is from RefSeq and is a predicted model, not a curated record. Bases 149 to 811 code for a protein of 220 amino acids. Gene Ontology annotation, cellular component: SNARE complex; membrane. Gene Ontology annotation, biological process: vesicle fusion; exocytosis.
CCACGCGUAGGCGGGGCGCUUUACACGGAAGUCUGCAUCGUCAGGUUCUAUCCUUCUCUAGGUUUGGGCUGUAGGCGACUCUGGGCGGACCUGAGCCCCUAGGUCACAAGUGCUUUCCCCUCAGAGGGUACCCUGACAGAUUGAAGCCAUGGCCAUUCUUUUUGCUGUUGUUGCCAGGGGAACCACUAUCCUUGCCAAACAUGCCUGGUGUGGAGGAAACUUCCUGGAGGUGACCGAGCAAAUUCUGGCUAAGAUACCUUCUGAAAAUAACAAAUUAACCUACUCACAUGGCAAUUAUCUGUUUCAUUACAUCUGCCAAGACAGGAUUGUGUAUCUCUGUAUUACUGAUGAUGAUUUUGAGCGCUCCCGAGCCUUCAGUUUUCUGAAUGAGGUAAAGAAGAGGUUUCAGACUACUUACGGUUCAAGAGCACAGACUGCACUUCCAUAUGCCAUGAAUAGCGAGUUCUCAAGUGUCUUGGCUGCACAACUGAAGCAUCACUCUGAGAAUAAGGGCCUAGACAGAGUGAUGGAGACUCAAGCACAAGUGGAUGAACUGAAAGGAAUCAUGGUCAGAAACAUAGAUCUGGUUGCUCAACGAGGAGAAAGAUUGGAAUUACUGAUAGAUAAAACAGAAAACCUUGUGGAUUCAUCUGUCACUUUCAAAACUACCAGCAGAAAUCUUGCUCGAGCCAUGUGUAUGAAGAAUAUCAAGCUCACUAUCAUCAUCAUCAUCAUAUCAAUUGUGUUUAUCUAUGUCAUUGUGUCACUUCUCUGUGGUGGAUUUACAUGGCCAAGCUGUGUGAAGAAAUAAGAAAGAAAAAGUUACCAUUAACUAAAGAUAUGAGAGAAAAAGGAGAUAAAAGUAAUUAAUCCAUAUGACUCAGGCUUUUCAUUAUUCACAAAUAUCGGCCACGUUCUUCAAUCUUUCCACUUUUUCUUAUUUUAAUAGUGUUCUGUGCCUCCAAGUUUAUCUUUGUCCUAUCAAGCAGUCUAUUCUAAUGAAGUCGUGAUUUAUAGGAGUAGCUUUGAAAGGGCAUUUGUUUCUUCGGUUUAUUAAGUAGAUUUACCUAUUUUCAAAGACAUUUUUGGUUUUAACGCACAAAGUUUUUGCCAAGGUGGAAACCACCAGUCUUAUGACCUGUUUACUAAAACUGUGUAGGCACUUUGUAUGUUCACACAAAAAAAUUAGGAGGCAAAUUGUAUUACUAACAUCUUAGUGUCUUUUGUUAUAGGAGAGUUUUAGGUGCUUCAUGACAAUAUAGAGAAUAGUUAUUUUGUGAAUUGUAAUUAAAUUGUUGGUGCUGCUUAUAUUCAGGAGCCCAGACAGAUAAAGUAUUAAAAUUUUUAUUUCAGUCACAUGGGGAACAUUUUGCUAGCCCAUUAGAAGCACAAGUUAUCCUUGUCCUCCUUGCAUAUACUUUAGGGAAAUAAAGUUGAGUUCAACUUUUAUUCCGAUGGCAAAUAGUUUAAUGUCUUCUUCUUUUCCAUUGUAAACUUGAUUUGAGAAGAUGAUUUAAACAAAUUGAGGGUUGUGGGUUUUACCUAUUCUUUUUUUUCUGUAAGUAUUUGGGACAAAUAUAUUAAUAGAAUGGGUAAUGGAGGAAUUGGGAGGUCCCUCUGA